AGUACCUACUGUUUUUUGCGUCGGAUGCAAGUCCUAUGAUAGUAUGUAUUUGUACAUUAGGUACCGCAAUAAACAGUCAUGUUUACUUGUCGAGAAUUUCAGUAUGUAAUUCGGUCGUUUCGUCAUUUUUAUUCGGACAUAAGUAGUCGGAAAGUUAGUAUUUUGAGUAAGGUAAAUUCUUCUUUUUUGUCGGAGCUUUUAUCACUAGCCUUUUUUGUGUGUUGUUAUCAUGAAUAUAAAUGUCAAAAUGAGUUUGAAGUACGAAGCUUCGUACGUCAAAGUUAUAUUUGUCAAAAGUCCAUUAAGCAUAAUCGUACGUCGGUCGUACCCUGUAGUAUCCGUAGUAGAAAAACCUCUAUCUAAUCACAAAUGGUAUGGUGCCUUUAAUUAAACGUUCGCUGAAUAGAAUCUAUUUUUGAAAUAGUUUCGAUCGUGACGUAUUGUUUGUAUAGUAUCUGUAAGGUCUAUAUGUGCACCGCGGUAGCAACGAUAUAGGACAGCUUCAAUUUAUUGGUGUAUUACAAGUUAACGUAAGACAGUGGACUGAUUACUUCUUCUGCUUGAUCUUUUUACAGAUAAAAUGAUUACAGUUCGUUGAAAGUGUUCAGAAUUAAAGAUGUACUUUGGAUAUUUUUGUCCAGAGCGGCGGGUGUUGAGCAUGGCGCGAGCGGCGACGCGGCGCGGCGCUCGGUGACGGGCGCCGGGCCGGCAUGGCGGACGCCGAGGCCGCGGGGCAGGCGGACGCGGUGCUGCUGGCGCCGCUGUCCGAGGACACGUUCCUGCACAACCUGCACGUGCGCUACAAGCGCGACAUCAUAUACACGUACGUGGGCAACGCGCUGGUGUCGGUGAACCCGUGCCGCGCGCUGCCGCUCUACUCGGCCGAGCUGGUGCGCGCCUACCUGGCGCGGCCGCCUUACCAGCUGCCGCCGCACCUCUACGCCAUCACGGCGACCGCCUACCGCUGGGUGCGCGACAGGAACGAGACUCAGUGCAUCGUCAUUACCGGCGAGAGCGGCGCCGGCAAGACGGAGGCGGCGCGCGUGUGCCUGCAGUGCGCGGCCGUGGCGGGCGAGGAGCGCGGCGCGGCGGGCGCGCUCACGGCGGCCGGCACGCUGCUCGAGGCCUUCGGCAACGCCGCCACCGCGCUCAACCACAACGCCAGCAGAUUUGGCAAGCUGCUGGAGAUCGAGUUUGACUUCAAGGGCGAGCCGGUGGGCGGGCACCUGACGCACUACCUGCUGGAGAAGGAGCGCGUCAGCGGCGCCGCCGACGGCGAGCGCAACUUCCACGUGCUGUACCAGCUGCUGGCCGGCGCCGACGCCGCGCUGCUCAAGCGGCUGCGGCUGCAGCGCGGCUGGGAGCAGUACCGCGUGCUGCGCGGCGCCGCCCCGCCGCCCGCCUCCCCGCGCCGCGCGCCGCCGCCCCCGCCGUCCGCGCCGCCCGCCGCCGCCGCGCUGCACGACCGCGACCACUUCGCCUUCACCACGGAGGCGAUGCGCGCGCUGGGCUUCAGCGGCGGCGCGUGCGAGGGCGUGCUGCGCGUGCUGGCCUUCCUGCUCAAGCUGGGCAACGUGGAGUUCGAGCCGCAGCACAACAUCGACGGCAGCAUCGGCACGCGCCUGCACCACCGAUACGAGCUGGUGGAGGCGUGCGCGCUGGUGGGCGUGGACGCGGAGGCGCUGGGCGCGGCGCUGGGCGCGGCGGACGAGGGCCCGGCGCCCGCGUGGCCGGCGGCGCGGCGCGACCAGCUGCUGCGCGUGCUGUACUCGCGCCUCUUCACGUGGCUCAUCAACGCCGUCAACGAGCACCUCAAGCCGGCGGAGGCGGGGCGCCGCUGCGCGCUCGGCAUCCUCGACGUGUACGGCUUCGAGGCGCUGGCGCACAACGGGCUGGAGCGGCUGCUCAUCAACUACGCGGCCGAGCGCGUGCAGGCCGCCGUCACCGCGCUCACGCUGCGCCGCGAGCAGGAGGAGUACGCGCGCGAGGGCCUGGCCUGGCGCCCGCUGCGCUACGCCGACCACGAGGCGGCCGCCGACCUGCUGGACGCGGGGCCCGACUCCGUGCUGGGCGCGCUGGCCGACGCCGCCUCCGACGCCGCCUUCCUCGCGCGCCUCAAGCGCCGCCGCCACCCGCGCCUGCUCGUGCUGCCGCCCGACCACUUCCAGGUGGUGCACUUCGGCGGCGGCGUGGCGUACUCGGCGCGCGGCAUCGUGGCGAAGGACCGCGACGCGGUGUGCGCGCGCUGCUGCGCGGUGCUGGGCGGCGCGGGGUCGGCGCUGCUGGGCGCGCUGUUCGCGGGCGGCGCGUCGCCGCGGCGGCCGGCGGCGCUGGGCACGCGGCAGCGCGCGCUGGUGGGCGCGCUGGUGCGGCGCCUGCCGCCCGCGCCGCGCCUCGUGCGCUGUCUGCGCCCCGACGCCGCGCUGCGCCCGCACCGCUUCGACGCCGCGCUGCUGCGCCGACAGAUCCAGGACCAGGGGAUCAUGGACAUGGCGCAGCUGCGGCGCCUCGGCUGGUGCGAGUCCAUGUGCGCCCGCGCCGCCCUCGCGCGCUACGGCGUGCUCGCGCCCCGCCCGCCCCACCCGCCCCGCCCGCCCCACUCGCCCCGCGCCUCGCCCGCGCGCGACGACCCCGUGCGCGCCGCGCGCGCGCUGCUGCGCCAGCUGCCCAUCCCCAGCGCCGAGUUCGCGUACGGCCGCACGCGCGUGUUCGUGCGCAGCCCGCGCACCGUGUGGGAGCUGGAGGCGCUGCGGGCGGCGCGCGUGGCGGCGCUCGUGGCGGCCGCGCAGCGCGCCUGGCGCCGCCACCGCGCCCGCCGCCGCGCCGCCGCGCAGGCCGUGCUGGCGCGCGCCUGGCGCCGCCGCCGCGCCGCGCCGCGCCGCCGCCGCGCCGCCGCCGUGCUGUGGCGCGCCUGGGCGGCGGCCGCGCGGCGCCGCUACCUGCUGCGCCUGUGGCGCCGCCUGCCGCCGCGCCACCUGUCGCCCGCGUGCGCCGCCUGGCCCGCGUGCCCGGCGCCGCGCCUGCUGGGCCGCGCCGACGCGCUGCUGCGCCGCCUGCACCACGCCUGGCGCUGCCGGCUGUACCGCGCCGCCUUCGACCAGACGGCGCGCAACCGCAUGCGCGAGAAGGUCACGGCCAGCGUGCUGUUCAAGGACCGCAAGGCCAACUACGCGUGCAGCGUGGCGCACCCGUUCGUGGGCGACUACGUGCGGCUGCGCGCGUCGGCGGCGUGGCGGCGCGGGCUGGGCGCGGCCGGGGACCGCUACGUGGUGUUCGCGGACGUGGUGGGCAAGGUGGCGCGCUCGAGCGGGCGCGUGGCGCGGUGCCUGGCGGUGCUGUCGACCGGCGCGCUGCUGCUGCUGGAGGCGCGCUCGCUGCGCCUCAAGCGCCGCGUGCCCGCGCACGCCGUGUGGCGCCUGUCGCUGUCGCCGCACCGCGACGACCUGCUGGUGGUGCACGUGCGCGCCGCCGCGCUCGACGCCGCCGACGAGCUGUCGCAGUGCUCCGAGCGCGACGCCGCCGACGCGCCCGGCUGUCUCUUCGGGGGCGAGGGCGCGUGGCGGCGGCGCGGCGACGUGGUGGUGCGCACGUGUCACGUGCUCGAGCUGGCCACCAAGCUGUUCCUGGUGGUGCAGAACGCGGUGGGCGCGCCGCCGCACGUCAACAUCGCCACCGAGUUCGAGGCCAACUUCGGGCAGCAGCUGGUGACGCUGUCGUUCCACGCGCUGGGCGGCGACGCGGCGGGCGCGCGCCUGCUGCGCCGCGGCUCGCGCAUGGACGUGCUCGUGUAGCAGCACCGCGGCUCCGGCACCGCGGCACCGCAGCACCGCAGCACCGCAGACAAUACCGCUGAGAGCAGCGUGCUCGCACACCGACGUGUUCUUAAUGUACUAGGAUAACCCCACACUAGGAUCUUAUGAUACGGUAGCUAGCGGACGUCGGACGACUUAGUUGUAACACUAGUGGUAGGCGCCCCUAACGUCUAACAGUUGUAUAGCUCACUCAACGAACACCAAGCGCGUUUUGCUUUGAACCACCGUUGACUAAUUCCGUAAGAUAAACUUGAGAAGGGACUAUCUGCGGCCGUCCCCGCUAGCUACACCUCCGGCAUCGCUAUACACUGACAAUGCAAGCCGUGCGGCUCGUUCGUUGAGUGGGCCAGUAAGCUAAGUAUUAUUAGGUAGACUAGUCGGCGCAGCUGUGUGCCUCGGGCCUCGGCUUGCAACCGAUAAAAAGCCAAAGUAAGUAGCAGGUGCCAAUAACUAAACAUAGUUGAUAAGUGAUGUUAGCGAGUGCGGGCAGACGGCGGCUGACGUCGCGGCGCUGCUCGCAGCUCAAGGCUGUUUGUUCACUGUUCGAUCAGAAAAGGUCUCAAGUGCUCUCUUAAUUUAAGUGAAUCGACGAGUAUGGUCCGUCAUCAGGACUUCGGUAGAAAUAUUGUCGAGCAGCAGUAAUACGAUAACGACGGCUGGCUCCAGGGCAGCCGACACGUUGUACUCGAGCACGGCUGUGCAUCAGAAUGACUGUCGCUCCCCAUAUCAUCCCGACUACCUAUUUGUAAACGACUCAAAAACUACUACUACAGAAACUCUGCCGACUUUAAAAGAUGAUUUUUUUCAAACUACGAAACAGCAAUUCGUAGCAGCAAUGGCAGCUGCUCUAUGUUUAUUUCGAGUGAUAAUAUGUGGAGUGGCAAUCUCACAGAGACACGGGUGUGCCGCCUGUCGGCCGCGCGUCCGCCGCCGGUCCGCCGCAUGUCCGCCGCAUGUCCGCCGCAUGUCCGCGGAGCAGUUACUCAGAGUGUCGUCACUAACUAGUUGUAAUUAAUAAUAAUGUCGUUGCGCAACUUUACACUUUGUUGUCAAACUCCAAGCAGACUGUGCUCGGUGAUGUGCACACAUGAUGAUGUAAUGUUGGCGAGUGCGUUUACUGUAUUGAUGCAAUACCGAUAUACUAUAUAGUGUUAUGUUUGUCGUUGCUGUUGUACACUUUCCACGAAGUCGCGAGUAGUGGUCGGCGCCGGUGCAGUUUUCCUGACAUGUACAUUAUGUGUCGUAAAGUCAGAAAGUCAGUAAGAGACGACAGCUAUUUUGUAAUAUUGUGGCUUCUAAAAUAUAAUGCUAGAGAAAACAUUAAGCGGUAAUCAAUGCAACUUGCUUUUCAUUUUGUUAAAGUGAAUUGUAAUUGUGAAAGUACACAUAUUUUGCUCGUGGCUGUCGUGUUAAAAUCUAAAUCCAUGCAAAACUGCAAAGCAAUGCAGUACCCGGAUGGGAUUAUAAAGUUCAAUAUAUGUAUUUCCAUGUCCUGGCUGUAAGCGUCCUCCUCAACUAUGUCAAGCCAAUCGUUCAGCCGCAUUGACUUAUAAAUACGACUUUCUUUUGUACAUGAAUCCUUAAGGUAAUAUGUCCGAAAAUAAUACAAUUUAUCUCUCAUUUAGAAUCCUACGAAGGUUUAUAAUUUCCUAUGAAAUGUAUAUAAACUCAGCAGAGCUGGUUAUUUUCCGAUGACAUGUAUUAUGUCACACUUUUCUGAUCAUAAAGCAAAUCGCAACAACCAACGGAUGAGCGAAGUGAAACUAUCGAGCGUUACACGCGCAACCGCUCAGCACGGUCGGCGCCGAGCAGUCACGAGCGGCGAGGCGCGAGGCGCGGGGCGCGGGGUGCGGGGUGCGGGGCCCGCCGCGCUGCCACAGUGCGAUGCUGCUUGAUUGUUAAUAUUAUUUAUCAGUGCCUUAGUAUCUGUAUAGCCGACUCUUCCAAUAACGCGUGAGCGCGCUAUCAGAGAUCUUGUUGGCGCCCAUCAACAAAAUCUUUGUCCCCGUCAUAAGCUCGCUUAAGUGAUGCGGUAUCAUGUAGAAAUGGGGCCUGGUGGUCUGCGCCCCAGGUUGUCCCUGCGGCUAAGCCGGCGAGACUUGACUAGAGCGCAGGAAUGAGAAGCGGCGGAGUCGCACCUCGCCCGCGUCCCGCCCAACACACAUUCCGCAAUAGACUAUGUAAAGGUACUGAAUGGAUCAUACGCUUUAAAUAAUAAUAAUUAUGUACAUCCAUUAUAAUUAAUUCGGGGGAGUACCUCGGCGAUGUUAACUUUAAUACUUAGGUACGUACAUAGUGAAGUUUGGCAUUUUUGAAAUGAUUUUUAUAUCUCAUUAAAUAGAUUGAAUUAGUUUUUAAGUAUGUAGUGUUGCAUGAGUGGUCUGUGUGUCGAGUGCAGGAAUGGCGAGAGGUCCCGGUGGCUCAGCGCUACAGACUCUACUGUAAUAGAUAAAUUAUAUUGGUGUUGACGCCGUUUGUGAAGUGACGGCGACGGCGCAGCGGCUCGCGUCGCUCUCAUCGCUCUCAUCGCUCUGCCGCAUGCCGCCGCCGUCGCUCUUCCACUAACAAUACAUUUUUGUUGAAUCAAAUGCAAUGUUACGUUUUUCGACGAACAAAAAAUGCAAAGGUUUUAACGUUUUUAAUAAAAACACAAAAAUGAGAA
Molecule: messenger RNA, 6474 nt
Organism: Helicoverpa zea (corn earworm)
Lineage: Eukaryota; Metazoa; Arthropoda; Insecta; Lepidoptera; Noctuidae
Product: unconventional myosin-Ia
Exons: 14
Coding region: 711-3791 (1026 amino acids)
Biological process (GO): vesicle transport along actin filament; actin filament organization
Cellular component (GO): vesicle; actin cytoskeleton; microvillus
Molecular function (GO): ATP binding; microfilament motor activity; actin filament binding
Source: RefSeq, a predicted model, not a curated record